Messenger RNA from Elaeis guineensis (African oil palm), 497 nucleotides. Lineage: Eukaryota; Viridiplantae; Streptophyta; Magnoliopsida; Arecales; Arecaceae. The record is from RefSeq and is a predicted model, not a curated record.
AAAAAACCUUAGCUAAUGAAUGCGUUGCAUACGAUAUGGAUAAUGGAUUCAUGGUAUCUCUUACUAUACAGGCAUUCAUGCAUGCAUGGGAUGCGGCAUGCGUAGGCGCACAUUCUGAUGAUGACGCUCCGACCUUCCUCGUACCAGAAGGGAAGACAUUCUUGCUGAGUGCAGUGUCCUUCGAAGGGCCUUGCAGCUAUCCCAUCCACAUACAGAUUGAUGGAACCAUCUUGGCACCCAAUGAAACUUGGACAUUAGAGGAAGAUAUAUGGAUCAUCUUCCAGCACAUUAACGGUCUAACCAUUAAUGGAUCGGGUCUGAUUGAUGGUCAAGGUUCCAUUUGGUGGGAUUGUAGAGCUCAGGAGCAAUGCGACAACGCGCCAAAGGCCUUGGGUAUUCAGAGAUGCACGAACGUCCAGCUGAGUAACUUAAAUUUCAAGGACAGUCCUAAGAUGCAUGUAGUCAUAGACAACACUGUUGGUGCCCAUGUCACCAAU